CUCAACUUCAUUCUGAAAUCAAUGCAUUCAUAUCAUCAUGUAUGUCCUAGACGCGUGGUUAGGAUCAUGGCAUACUUGCAUACUGCGACAAGAGGUCAGGCCCAGUGCGCCUCUUUCGCGGGCCCGUCCAAGAACCUGCGGGAUCCAACGGGUUUUCAUCACGAAGGGCUUGUAAAGGAGAUGAGUCAGGCUCCCGAGCAUGGGCAGGUUGGUCCUCAGGGAGAACCAGAGUUCGUGAGCAUGCAUACCGAGGCAUCGAGCUUCACGCCACAACAGGAGGUUCCGGAGCCGCAGGUUCCACAACUGAACGCUCUACCACAGGCGGUUCCUUUUCUGCAGCCGCAGCUGGCGGCCAACAUGCUCCAGUUUCUCCAUCAGAUGGAUGGGGCGUACAUACCACCGCCGCCUCCGGUGGUUGUGGUCACAAUAGAGAAGCUGAAGAAGAACGAAGCCGAGGAGUUCCGUGGUGACCAGAUCGCUGAACCCAUGGUUGCGAAGCGCUGGCUCGAGCACGAUGUUGCCUACGACUGGUGGAAGCGCGCGAGAGCGAACGUCCCGGAGCCGGUGCCGUGGGCAAUCUUCGACGAGCUCUUUCGUGAGGAGUACGUGCCCGAGCACUUCAUGGAGAAGAAGCACGAUGAGUUCAUGAAGUUCACCCAGGGUGAACUUACGCUACCAGAGUACCGGCAGAAGUUUGAUGAGCUACCCGAGUUUGGCCGGGAUUUGGUGCCGACGAUGGAGAAGCGGUGCAAGCGUUUCAGGGAGGGGUUACGCCCUGAUUUGUCCUCUGGUCUGGUUUCGGCGUCUAAGAACGACAUCAACGACCUGUACAAGCAAGCGUUGGAGCUACAGACGGCCUUACUCAGGAAGGCCGAGUAUGAGCAGGCCCAGACGACGCAUCUUCGUCCGCCACCGCCACCCAGAUCCAACUCGAGCAAGCCUCCUCCUGUACCCAACCCUGGGUCACGAGCAAGAAGAUCUGUGGUUUCUGUGACCAGUCCAUCCCGCUUCAAGAUGCAAGGAGGAUCAACAGGCGUCGGCUAUGGCCUCAAGUAUCAGGCUAGAUGCAUCGCCGACGUGAAAGCGGACACAGAUCACACCAGUUUCCUCGCCGGAACUCUUAGCCUGAAAGAAGAAAACGAGGUGCAUCUGAUUCGGCUGUCUGCAGGCGGCACAGAGUUGAUCUGCGAGGGCCUGUUUUCUCAUCCCAAUGAGAUCUGGGAUCUUGCUUCUUGCCCCUUCGAUCAACGCAUCUUCUCCACUGUUUUCUCAUCAGGAGAAACUUAUGGAGCAGCUAUAUGGCAGGUGCCUGAGCUAUACGGGCAACUAAAUUCCCCACAACUGGAAUGCAUGGCUUCUCUUGAUGCACACAAUUCAAAGAUUAGAUGCACACUUUGGUGGUCUACUGGAAGGCAUGACAAGUUGGUUACCAUUGAUGAACAAAAUGUUUUUCUGUGGAGCUUUGAUGCAUCAAAAAAGACUGCCCAAGUGCAAGCACAAGAAUCAGCUGGCUUGCUUCACUCUUUAUCUGGGGGAGCUUGGGAUCCACAUGAUUAUAAUGCGCUUGCUUUAACAUGUGAUGCAUCAGUUCAAUUUUGGGAUCUGCGUGCGAUGAAGAAAACAAAUUCAAUUGAGCGUGCUCAUGUCCAAAAUGUAGACUAUGAUGCUAAAAAGAAGUAUAUGCUAGUAACAGCUGAAGCUGAAUCUGGGAUACACAUAUGGGACCUUAGAAUGACAAAGUUUCCGGUCUUAGAGCUCCCUGGGCAUGCUCACUGGACGUGGAACGUGAAAUGCAACCCUGAUUAUGAAGGCUUAAUUCUGAGUUCUGGAACUGACUCUGCUGUCAAUUUGUGGCUGACAUCUGCUAGUGGUGCGGACUUAACUUCUGAGAGCCUGGAGUCCUCUACUAGUCAGGUGGAUCCAUUACUAAAUUCAUUCAGUGACUAUGAAGAUAGUGUCUAUGGUCUUGCUUGGAGUUAUCGAGAACCCUGGAUGUUUGCCUCUUUGUCUUAUGAUGGGAGGGUCGUCGUGGAAUCCAUAAAGCCUCAUCUUCCAAGAAGAUGAAGGGCGAGCAAGCGCAACAUGCACUGGUUCUCAACGUGUCCUUAAUUUUUUGUGUUCCAAGCUCCGGCUCAUACUCAUUGUUUAACCAUUUCCUGAAUUUUACCAAAUGAGUUCGAGAAUAGCAUUCACACUGGAAUCAUUGUGUUGCAGUGACCCCAUCUGGUGAGGAUGAGGUUACAUCUGCUGUCAUAUCUUUUCUUCUGUUAGGGUGUUUUUUGUUGUUGUUAAUCUUGAAAACCAUUCCAUGAAUGUUGUGGCUUUAUAUGCGGAGUACAGUAUUACAUGAUGCAACCGCUGUAUCUUUGUGUCAGUGUGGUGACAUUAAUGAGGAAAAAAGAAUUAGUACCCUG
Messenger RNA from Cuscuta campestris, 2414 nucleotides. NCBI's taxonomy places the organism in Eukaryota, Viridiplantae, Streptophyta, Magnoliopsida, Solanales, Convolvulaceae. The record is from the annotation of a GenBank genome assembly.